AUGGACAAGAUGACGACAACGACUGGCUGGGCGGCCUGGACCUCCAAAAAGAAGAUCUUUGUCGCCUCUAUCGUUGCCCUCAUCAUUGUCGCGAUCGGUGUUGGACUCGGCGUUGGCCUGGGUGUUGGCUUGAACAACGGAGGCAGCGGAGAAGGUGAAGGCGAAGGCAGUGGAAGUGGUGGCACUGGUACCGGUGGAAACGGAACGACCAGCAGCAACACGACGGUGAAAUGGCAGCCAGCCGUGGGUGUUAAGUGGCAGAUCGAGCUUCUGUACGCUCUCAACGACACCUCUGUGGACGCCGAAGUCUACGAUAUCGACCUCUUCGACAACGACAAGUCGAUGAUCUCAAAGCUUCAGGGCCUCGGUCGCAAGGUCAUCUGCUACUUCUCUGCUGGAACGUACGAGAAGUGGCGCUCCGAUGCCAGUGACUUCGAGUCAUCCGACCUGGGCAACAAUCUCGCAGAUUGGCCCGGUGAGAAAUGGGUCGACACCAACUCCGACAAUGUGCGCAAGAUCAUGCAAACCCGCCUGGACUUGGCAGUUACCAAGGGUUGCGAUGGCGUUGAUCCCGACAACAUUGACGCCUAUGACAACUCCAACGGUCUCAAGUUGACCGAGGAUGACGCGAUCAACUACGUGAAUUGGCUCGCUGGCCAGGCACACAGCCGCAACCUGUCCAUCGGUCUCAAGAAUGGUGGCGCUAUCAUCGAUUCCGUCCUGGCCAAUAUGCAGUGGUCCGUCAAUGAGCAAUGUGCCCAGUAUACAGAGUGCGACACCUAUGCGGCUUUCACCGACGCCAACAAGCCAGUCUUCCACAUCGAAUACCCCAAAGGCGAUAACACCAACAACAACCAAGCUGUCACCACCUCCCAAAAGUCGUCGGCUUGCAAUGCCGCCAGUGCCGGCAACUUCUCCACUGUCAUCAAGAAUAUGGAUUUGGACAAUUGGGUAGAGUACUGUUGA
Messenger RNA from Penicillium cataractarum, 966 nucleotides. Its product is annotated as endo alpha-1,4 polygalactosaminidase. The transcript has a single exon. The record is from RefSeq and is a predicted model, not a curated record. Lineage: Eukaryota; Fungi; Ascomycota; Eurotiomycetes; Eurotiales; Aspergillaceae. Bases 1 to 966 code for a protein of 321 amino acids.